Messenger RNA from Pseudopipra pipra, 6281 nucleotides. It is a transcript of the gene HELZ, whose product is annotated as helicase with zinc finger. Gene Ontology annotation, molecular function: helicase activity; protein binding; metal ion binding. Gene Ontology annotation, cellular component: cytosol; P granule. Bases 96 to 5924 code for a protein of 1942 amino acids. Lineage: Eukaryota; Metazoa; Chordata; Aves; Passeriformes; Pipridae. The transcript has 31 exons. Gene Ontology annotation, biological process: regulatory ncRNA-mediated post-transcriptional gene silencing. The record is from RefSeq and is a predicted model, not a curated record.
GGGAGGGCCGGCCUUUCCCACAAUGCUUUGUGGGACGUUGACAAGUGGAUCCAAGAUGGCGUAGAAAGUAAUGACAGGAGUUCUGUCCCUGAGUCAUGGCAGACAGAAGACCAGAGAAGUCAUGUGAACAAGCAUGUGAAUCCCUUAAGCAGCAGGAUUAUGAAGUGGCAGUGAAGCAUUGCACAGAGGCUCUCCUUGCCCUCAGCCAGUUCCCCCCAGCUCACCUCCCGGAGCCCUGCCAGGCACAAAUCGACCGCAUCAAAAUCGAGACUCUGCUGUAUAGAAUUGCUUCCUUUUUACAACUUAAAAAGUAUGGGCAAGCAGAUGAAGACUGUAGGCAUGUGCUGGGAGAGGGGCUGGCCAAGGGCGAUGGACCUUUCCGUGCAGUGCUCUGCUGCAUGCACCUCAAAGGGAAGCUGCAAAUUGUGUCUAAUGUUCUUUCCAAAUCACUGAUGGGGGAAUCACUGAACGGGAUGGUAACUAAAGAUCUGACACGACUGAAAACACUUCUUGCUGAAACAGAGGCAGCUGGUAAAGUCCCAUCAGGAUAUCAUGUAGAAGAUUUAGAAGAAGGGUCCCGGGAUGGUUGGCAGUUCCGCCCUCCUCCCCGGGGCGUCACCAGCAGUGAGGAAUAUACCCUGUGUAAAAGAUUUUUAGAGCAAGGGAUCUGCAGGUAUGGUGCCCAGUGUACUUCAGCACAUUCCCAGGAAGAGCUGACGGAGUGGCAGAAGCGCUACGCCUCCCGCUUGAUCAGGUUAAAGCAGCAGAAGGAAAACAAACAGUGCUCGGGCAGUUACAUGGAAACCUUGAUUGAGAAAUGGAUGAAUUCGUUAUCUCCCGAGAAAGUGCUUAGUGAAUGUGUAGAAGGAGUGAGAGUAGAGCAUAACCCCGAGCUGUCGGUAACUGUCACCACCAAAAAGUCUCAUCAGACAUGGACAUUUGCUCUCACAUGUAAGCCUGCAAGAAUGCUCUAUCGAGUGGCCUUGCUUUAUGAUGCCCAUCGGCCACACUUCAGUAUCGUUGCAAUAUCUGCUGGAGACAGCACGACCCAGGUGUCACAAGAAGUUCCAGAAAACUGUCAGGAAUGGAUAGGAGGAAAGAUGGUCCAGAAUGGAAUAGAUCAUUACAUAUACAAAGUCAGUAUAGCCUUCAACACAGAAAUCUUUGGGACUUUUCGCCAAACUGUGGUGUUUGACUUCGGGUUAGAACCGGUCCUCAUGCAACGAGUGAUGAUUGAUGCUGCUUCAACUGAAGAUCUUGAAUACCUGAUGCACGCACGGCAACAGCUCCUCACCACAGCCAAGCGUUGGGAUUCCACGUCCAAGACUAUUGUAGAGUUUGAGCCCAAUGAAACUACUGAAUUGGAGAAGAGCCUUCUGACCAGAUACCAAAUCCCUCUGUCUGCUGACCAGCUCUUUACACAAUCUGUCCUGGACAAAUCACUGACCAAGACCAACUAUCAGUCACGGCUGCACGACCUCCUUUAUAUUGAGGAGAUAGCACAGUAUAAGGAAGUCAGCAAGUUCAACAUAAAAGUGCAAUUGCAGAUUGUAGCAAGCUUCAUGCUCACUGGUGUUUCUGGAGGUGCAAAAUAUGCCCAAAAUGGACAACUUUUUGGGCGCUUUAAGCUCACGGAAACGCUCUCGGAAGACACUUUGGCGGGACGGCUGGUGAUGACCAAAGUCAAUGCUGUUUAUUUAUUGCCUGUCACUAAAGAGAAGUCAGCCCAGACCCAAGGAACCAAAGAGAAGGUUUAUGAAGCAGCUAUCGAGGAGAAGACAAAGGAUUAUAUCUUCUUGAGGGUAUCCAGGGAAUGCUGCGAGGAGCUGAACCUUCGGGCGGAUUGUGAGAUGCAGGUUGAACUCCAGUUCCAGCUGAACCGCUUACCCCUCUGUGAAAUGCAUUAUGCCUUGGACAGGAUUAAGGACAACAGCAUUUUGUUUCCAGAUGUCAGCAUGACUCCCACCAUCCCCUGGAGUCCCAACAGACAAUGGGAUGAGCAGUUGGACCCUCGGCUCAACGCGAAGCAGAAAGAGGCUGUUCUGGCGAUCACGACCCCCCUGUCCAUACAACUGCCUCCUGUUCUUAUCAUCGGUCCCUAUGGGACAGGAAAAACCUUCACUCUGGCUCAGGCAGUCAAGCACAUACUCCAACAGCAGGAUACCAGCAGGAUUCUCAUUUGCACCCAUUCUAAUAGUGCUGCUGAUCUCUACAUAAAGGAUUAUUUACAUCCAUAUGUAGAAGCAGGCAAUCCCCAGGCAAGACCUCUCAGGGUAUAUUUCAGAAAUCGCUGGGUAAAGACUGUUCACCCAGUUGUGCAUCAGUACUGUUUGAUUUCAAGCACACAUUCCACCUUUCAGAUGCCACAGAAAGAAGACAUUCUAAAGCAAAGAGUAGUGGUUGUUACGUUAAAUACAUCACAGUAUCUGUGUCAACUGGAUCUCGAACCAGGGUUUUUUACACACAUUCUGUUAGAUGAAGCUGCUCAAGCUAUGGAGUGUGAAACUAUUAUGCCUCUGGCAUUAGCUAAUAAAAACACAAGGAUUGUCUUGGCUGGAGACCAUAUGCAGCUCAGUCCUUUUGUCUACAGUGAAUUUGCCAGGGAAAGGAACCUUCAUGUCUCCUUGCUGGACCGGCUCUACGAGCACUACCCCGCGGAAUUCCCGUGCCGGAUCCUGCUGUGUGAGAACUAUCGCUCCCAUGAAGCAAUCAUCAAUUACACAUCUGAACUUUUCUAUGAAGGCAAAUUGAUGGCAAGUGGAAAACAGCCAGCACACAAAGACUUCUACCCUCUGACUUUCUUCACAGCACGUGGAGAGGAUGUGCAAGAGAAAAAUAGUACAGCUUUUUACAACAAUGCAGAGGUGUUUGAAGUAGUGGAGCGUGUUGAAGAAUUAAGAAGGAAGUGGCCUGUUGCCUGGGGCAAGUUGGACGACGGCAGCAUCGGGGUGGUGACGCCUUACGCCGAUCAAGUGUUCAGGAUUCGGGCUGAACUGAGGAAAAAAAGGCUCUCAGAUGUCAGUGUGGAGAGAGUGCUCAAUGUUCAGGGAAAACAGUUCAGAGUUUUGUUUCUCAGCACAGUACGAACACGGCACACGUGCAAACAUAAGCAAACCCCAAUUAAAAGGAAAGAGCAGUUACUGGAGGAUUCAACAGAAGACUUGGAUUAUGGUUUUCUGUCCAAUUACAAACUUCUCAACACUGCCAUUACAAGAGCACAAUCCUUGGUAGCUGUGGUGGGAGACCCUAUUGCUUUGUGUUCCAUUGGAAGAUGCAGGAAAUUCUGGGAAAGGUUCAUUGCCCUGUGCCAUGAGAAUGAAAGUCUUCAUGGGAUCACGUUUGAGCAGAUCAAAGCUCAGUUGGAGGCUUUGGAGUUGAAGAAAACCUACGUGUUGAACCCUCUGGCUCCCGAGUUCAUCCCCCGAGCUCUGCGGCAUCAGCACUCGGCCAAUCCCACCAAGCAGCAGCAGUCCCCUCCAAAGGGCAAGGUCCACCAUCACAACCAGAAUGACCAUUUCCCACCUGAUGGAAUGGUUCAGCCCAAUCCUUCUGUUCUCAUUGGAAAUCCUAUCCGAGCAUUUACUCCUCCCCCUCCUCCUCUGGGACCUCACCCCAACCUGGGGAAAUCUCCAAGUCCUGUUCAAAGGAUAGAUCCACACACUGGGACAAGUAUUCUCUAUGUACCUGCUGUCUAUGGAGGAAAUAUGGUCAUGUCUGUGCCUUUGCCUGUACCAUGGACGGGGUAUCAGGGUAGGUUUGCAGUCGACCCUCGACUCAUUACUCAUCAAGCAGCUAUGGCAUAUAAUAUGAACCUGUUACAGGCACAUGGGCGUGGGUCUCCUAUCCCUUAUGGCCUGGGGCAUCACUCUCCAGUUAACAUGGGCCAGCAGCAGCUCCAGCAUCAGGAAAAGGAGCAGCACGAACAAAAUCGAAAUGGUAAAAGUGAAAAUGCUGCUGGACCUGAAAUCAGUAAAAUUCGAACACCUGAGAAGAAACCUCUGGAAUCCAAGCAGGUUGAUUUAGAAGCCAGUUCUCAGCAGAGGAGCCCCGAGUCCCGUUCCGGUGUUGGUUUUCCCAACGCUAAAUUCCACCGCAAAGAGAAUCCCAACCCCAGGCAGCUGAACCUCCACCUCACCCCGCCCCACUCCCAGUUUGCAGUUCCCAACCGCCACUUCCAGCACCUCUCCCAGCUCCCCAGGCAGCCGUAUCCUCUGCAGCAGCAGCAGCAGCAAAACCUUUUAAGUCAGCAGCAAAAUCACUUGCCUGACCAAGCAAACCAAAUGCCACCCCAGCAGAGCCAGGUAGUUCAGCAGCAUAACCAUUUGAAUCAGCAGCCUCCACAACCUUCACAGCUUUCCCCUGCUUACCAGGCAGGCCCCAGCCAGUCUUUUUUUAAUAAUCCAAUUCCCCACCGACCACAUUCUCCUGCUGUAGAUGCUGUGAUUUCAGAACAACACCCCCCACCUCUGUUACAAGAAGUCAAUAAUCCUUUGAGGCCUCUUGCACAGCACAACCCCGUUCUGCCAACCCACUUGAACAACUUCAUUGAAGAGAAUCCAUCAGGAAUGCCCUUAGGGGACACUUUAGAUCGUAUGCAUGGAAAUGUAGCUUUGGAAACAAUAAGGCAGCAACAACAAGCCAGGUUACAGCAAUGGAAUGAACAUAAUGCCUAUCUCAGUCAAGGCACUAUUCCAUAUCAACACCAUCACCAUCCUCAUCUACCACAUCUUCCUCAGCAACCAAUUGGAUUACAUCAACAGCAGCAAGUUAGGGCAAACUGGAAACUUGCCAGUAAUACAGAAGAUGAAACAGAGGCAACAUAUUCAAGAUUCCAGGAUUUGCUCCGAGAACUGUCCCACCGUGAUCCAGGUGAAAGUCGGGACUUGGCCGAGAUGCCCCCCCCUCAGUCGAGACUGUUGCAAUACAGACAAGUGCAGCCCCGGAGCCCACCAGCACUCCCUUCUCCUUCCUGCAACUCCAACCACAGUGCUCACUUCCCCACCUUCACUGAAAACAACAGAGACAUUGAACUGCCCAGUAACCCAGCAUUUCAGCAGCAUUUACCCCAAAUAUACAACCCCCCUUUCUCAAUGCCAUCCGAACAUAUAACCCCAUCUCCCUUGAAAUACCUGCAACCUGAUGGAUCCUGGACUUAUGCUAACCUACAGCAGAACCACCUUAUGGGGCAGGGCUUUCACUAUGGGAUACCUCCACUGCCCCACAGGUCGCAGCAAAACCCUUUUAUACAAAUCCAGAACCAUCAGCACGCGGUCGGUCAGGAGCCAUUUCACCCCCUCGCGUCUCGAGCAGUAUCUGCCUCUUCGCUCCACAGCUUAGAAGAGUAUGAACCAAGAGGACCAGGCAGGCCGUUGUACCAAAGAAGAAUCUCCUCUAGUUCAGUCCAGGCUUGUUCUGAAGAAUUAAACACUCCUCAAGACAGUCUUGGUCAGUGUAAAGAGCUUCAGGACCACAGUAACCAGUCAUCGUUCAACUACUCCUCACCUGAGUUGUGGGUGAACUCCUCCUCCUCUGCCCCGUACCCAAACAUUCCAUGCAACGGAGCCAGCAGAGCAGUUCCACCCCGGGAGUUGUUAGCUCCACCCAAGACAGCGAAGCCCCCCGAGGAACACCUGAAGGCCGAGAACAUCCAGCUCUCCAACUCCUUCAACUACAACGUGCUCCAGCAUCUGGGCCAGUUCCCACCUCUCAUGCCCAACAAGCAGCUGGUGGAGUCCAACAGCAGCAGCCCCCAGCCCGCCGGGAGCAAGCCCGUCAUGUCCUACGCGAGCGCCCUGCGGGCCCCCCCGAAGCCCAAACCCCCUCCUGAGCAGACAAAAAAGAACAGCGACCCUUUGUCCUUGUUUCAGGAACUUAGCCUAGGUAGUUCAUCAGGUAGCAAUGGCUUUUACUCCUAUUUUAAAUAAUCAGAUUAUUUUUUUUAGAGAGAAUUUAAUUUUUAUUUGUGUCCGUAGAUCUAAGGUAGUUGGGGCUUCACCUGUAGUUGCAAAUAUUCCCUUUGUUUAUAUUAGUAAAUAUAUCCUCACUUAAUUGCUUUGCUGCUAGACUUGCAACUAAUUUUUUUUUUUUUAAUUAUAUUCCAUUAUUUUGCAUUUUUUGAUGUGGGUCGGGUUUUUGGAAGCUUUUCUGUAGGAAAACACACACGUGUUAUUUUUUAAUUUGUGUAAUGUUAAUGAUAUGUUGCAUUAAACUAGCAGCUGAGAGAUUACCUGUACAACUUGAAAAAAAGGAAAAAAAAAAAGGAAAAACUAAAAAAGACAAAA